AUUUCCCAGCUCCAAACAUCGUCUCUCCUGGGAUCGUCACUCUGAUCGGAGCUUCCAAAAUCCAACUGAAACCACCGUAUUCUUCCACCACAAUUCCACACAAAGAUGGAUGAAGAAUUACUAGAAUUACAAAGACAGUUCGAAUUCGCACAACAAGCAAAAUCCACCGUACGAUUAUCAGAACGAAACGUUGUGGAAUUAGUGCAGAAACUUCAUCAGCUUCAAAUCAUUGACUUUGACCUCCUCCAUACUAUCACCGGCAAAGAAUACAUUACACCUGAGCAAUUGAGAAAUGAAAUUGUGGCUGAGAUCAACAAACUAGGACGUAUUUCCUUGAUCGAUUUAGCUGACUCAACGGGUGUUGACUUGUACCAUGUGGAGAAACAAGCCCAGCAUGUAGUUUCCCAUGACUCAUCCCUCAUGUUAAUUAAUGGUGAAAUUAUCUCGAAUACUUAUUGGGAUACAGCAGCUGAAGAAAUCAAUGAAAGACUUCAAGAAUGUAGCCAAAUUGCCAUCGCUGAAAUAGCAGGGCAAUUACAAGUUGGGUCCGAAUUAGUAGUCUCUAUUCUUGAACCUCGUCUUGGGACUUUGGUAAAAGGUAGGCUUGAAGGUGGGCAAUUGUAUACACCAGCCUAUGUUGCUCGUGUAAAUGCAAUGGUUCGUGGUGCAGCUAGGGGUAUUUUUGUUCCAAUGAACACGUCAGCGUUAUGGAACACCUUGCAGAGUUUACUGCAAGAGAUGGAUGGAGCUGUUGGUGUUGCUGUAGACGCUUCAUUUUUCCAGUCAUUAUUUAAUGGCUUAGUCAAAGAAGGCGAGAUUCUCGGCUCUCUCCGUGCAGGAGUUCAUUGGACACCUUCUGUUUUUGCCAUGGCUCAAAAGGACUGUGUCGAUUCCUUCUUUUCGCAGAAUUCUUUUAUUACUUAUGAUGCUAUGCAAAAACUUGGGAUUCCGCAACCUUCUCAAUUCCUGCAGUCCAGAUAUCCAGAUGGUAUAUCUCUGGAUACUGCAUAUGCUCACCCUUCAAUGAUUGAGAUGUUGGAUGCCGCUGUUGAGGAUGCCAUAGAACGUAAUAGCUGGAUUGAUUCGCUUUCAGUUUUACCCGCUUCCUUAGGUAGCCAAGAUGCAUUUAAAAUUCUGUCACUAUGUCCAUCGGUUCAAGCAGCACAAAAGUCGAAUAGAGCACUUAUCUUGGGAGAUUCAUAUAUUUUUAGCAAUGGGUUUGUCAAGGAUCUGUUUGAUCGGAUAGAAAAGGAGAUGGAAACAUUAAGCAUUCCUGGGCUUGCCGGUGCUGGGCCUGUAGAUGAGUUUCGUGUUGCUAAAGAUGCUAAAGUUGGAUAUGACUCCAGUGAAGUAAAUGAAACAAGCAGUGAUGCCGGUAUGAGCAAACAGGCCUCGGAGAAAGGAUCUAAGAAGAAAAAAGGAAAAUCAUCUGGCAAUUCUAAGAUGGCGCAAGCUGAAACAGGGGCAGAUAACCAGGAAUCUGUCCCUAGUAAAUCUAAGAAAGGUCAGAAGAAAGGUAAGGUGUCAUCUGGAUCACAAGCAGCAGACUCAAAGUCAGGUGCUAGAAAGGAUGAGGAUAGCCUUGGCGCUAUUUCAGAAGAAUGGGUAAUUCAGAAGAUUACAUCUCUCAAUCCUGACUUUGAAGAACAAGGACUGGAUGAUCCAGAGAUGAUUCUUUUGCCUUUAGCAAGACAUUUGAGACCUUUGCUCGUCAAUUCAUUGAAGGAAAGAAGAAAGGCUGCCUUCACCGAAAAUGCCCAGAAAAUGAAAAAGCUACUUGAUAAUUUGCAGAAGAAACUUGAUGAGUCAUUUUUAAACAUGCAGCUUUAUGAAAAAGCCCUUGAUUUGUUUGAAGAUGACCCAACAACUUCGGUUCUUCUACACAAACAUCUAUUGCGAACCACAGGAACCUCAAUGAUUGAUACACUAUUGCUUAACCUGGAUAUGCACAAUAAACUGAAAAAUGGAGUUCCAGUUGACCCUCAAAAUCUCGAGUCCAUUUCACUUAGCCCUGGAGAUAGAAGUGCUCUGGCUAAGAGUCUGCCACGUGUACUGUCAGCCAAGGCCAUUGCAACAGUUGAAGCUUUAGAAGGGAAGGUCAGU
This is a messenger RNA of Nicotiana tabacum (common tobacco), 2103 nucleotides long. NCBI's taxonomy places the organism in Eukaryota, Viridiplantae, Streptophyta, Magnoliopsida, Solanales, Solanaceae. The record is from RefSeq and is a predicted model, not a curated record.